UGGGCGAUCCUCAGCCUCGCUCCAUGGCGAACGCCAGCGAGUUUGCAAGCAGCAGCAGCAGCCCGCACUUGCCCGGCCCCGGCGCCCUACUCAGCGCCUCGGGCCUCAAGAUGACCACGCUGGGCUUGAUCCUGUGCCUCAGCCUGGCGGGCAACGGGCUCUUCGCGUGGCAUCUCAAGGAGCGGCCCCUGCACCGCGCGCCCUACUACCUGCUGCUGGAUCUGUGCCUGGCCGACGGGCUGCGCUCGCUGGCCUGCUUCCCCUUCGUCAUGCUGUCGGUGCACAGCGGCGCGGGCGCCUGGCCGCACGGCGCGCUCAGCUGCAAGGUGCUGGCCUUCCUGGCCGUGCUCUUUUGCUUCCACGGCUUCCUGCUCUUCUGCGUGGGCGUGACGCGCUACAUGGCCAUAGCACACCACCGCUUCUAUGCCAAGCGCAACGGCUGGACCUGCCUGGCGGUGGUGGUGUGCAUGGUAUGGAUCUCCAUGGCCAUGGCCUUCCCGCUCUUCGACGUGGGCACCUACAAGUUCAUCCGCGAGGAAGAGCAGUGCAUCUUUGAGCACCGCUACGUCAAGGCCAACGACACGCUGGGCUUCAUGCUUAUGCUCGCCACCGUCGUCGCCGCCACCCACCUGGUGUACGUCAAGCUCCUUUUCUUCAUCCACAGCCACCGUAAGAUGAAGCCCGCUCAGUUGGUGCCUGCCAUUAGCCAGAACUGGACUUUCCACGGGCCCGGGGCCACUGGCCAGGCGGCCGCGAACUGGACCGCUGGCUUUGGCCGGGGUCCCACUCCUCCCACUUUGGUAGGCAUUCGGCAGAACGCCACCCAUAGCCAGAUCAAGAGGCUGCUGGUCCUGGAGGAGUUCAAAACAGAGAAGAGGAUCUGUAAGAUGUUCUACAUGAUCAUUCUCUUCCUGCUUCUCUGGUCCCCCUACAUUGUGGCCUGUUACCUGCGGGUCUUCAUCAAGGCCAGCGCCAUCCCCCAAGUCUACUUGACCACUUCUGUCUGGAUGACCUUUGCCCAGGCAGGGGUCAACCCCAUCCUGUGCUUCAUUUCAAACAAGGAGCUCAGAGUCUGUUUCAGCUAUUUCCUUUGCUGCCAAAGCAUACAAAAUACUCAAGGCACCAUUCUGUGUGAUCUGAAGAAUUUUGGGAUGUAGUUUUAUCUUUCCAAUUGAAAAUAGUACUCUCUAUGCGUUUUUUUGGGGGGGGGGUUCGG
Molecule: messenger RNA, 1216 nt
Organism: Lacerta agilis (Sand lizard)
Lineage: Eukaryota; Metazoa; Chordata; Lepidosauria; Squamata; Lacertidae
Gene: GPR27
Product: G protein-coupled receptor 27
Biological process (GO): G protein-coupled receptor signaling pathway
Cellular component (GO): plasma membrane
Molecular function (GO): G protein-coupled receptor activity
Source: RefSeq, a predicted model, not a curated record